AUGGGGCAGCAAUGCUGUGGAAGUGGAAAUCCCACCGGCUUCAGCGGCGCGAGUCAUGAAGAGAUGCUCAAGCAAUUCGGCGACCUGAGCGACGAUGCGGCGAUGGCCGCAGUCGUUGCCAGUCUCGCUCAGAUAACAGAGGAGCACCCUUACUUGAAGCCGAUGGGUACCGAGCCCAUGCCCCACCAGCUGCUAUACUGGGUGAGGAGGUGCCGGGAGUGCAUCAUCAUCAGGAACUCCACGGAGGCCAUGAGCUGCGUGGAGCGGAUCCAGCGAAGUCUGAACUAUGAGAUGGCUCAGAUCAAGGAUGCCUUCCGGCGGUUUGAUGCAGACAGCUCUGGGCACUUGGACCAGAACGAGUUUAAAUACCUCUGCGCCUACAUCGGCUGGGGGGAGGAGGAGGCCCAGGCCAUGAUCAUGGACCUGGAUCAGGACCAGAAGGUCUCCUACGAGGAGUUUCAGCUCUUCGUCGGCCACAUGGGUGGCCUACAAGCGCUUUUCGAAAACCGCCGGAAGCGCGUGGCCAACAAGAACUGGGGAGAGGAUCCGCCUGCCGUGAUCGAAGUCGGAGCUCGAAUCCGCGCUUUUUACUACACUCCGGAAGGGAAGAAGUCGACUUCGUGGAGGGAAGCGCAGGUUUUGGAGAUGAACGUGAUGCCGGAGAACGGGGUCAGGCUCCUUUUCGGCUUCGGGGAGGACAAGUCGGAGCGACAGGUGGUCCCCCCGAGCUGGAUCUUCUAUGACAGCCGCGACAGCGAAGUGGUCGCGGCCCUCCGGGAGGUCGGAAUCCUCGAAGAGCAGCAAGCCUUCUGGGCAUCGAUCUUUCCCCAGUCAGAGAUGCGCGCGGUCGCCAAGCUGGUGCCCUGCCAGCGGCAGGCCCUGGCGCACGUGCGCGCGAACGCCUCGGUGAACCACGACAAGGCCGGGGGGCUGAACGGGGGGGCCCCUUUUAAAGGGUUGCAGGUUUAA
This is a messenger RNA of Symbiodinium sp. CCMP2592, 969 nucleotides long. The record is from the annotation of a GenBank genome assembly. NCBI's taxonomy places the organism in Eukaryota, Dinophyceae, Suessiales, Symbiodiniaceae.